AUGGCAGUUGCAACUACGUUUUAAGUGAAUACAAUAAACUGUUAUUAAUAAUAAUAUCUGAAUUAUUACUCUAAUAUGGAAGGUAUUGGAAGUGAAGUAACUCAGAAAAUCAGGUCUGCGAUCAAAGCAAAGUUAGUGGAACUGGGAGCAUAUGUAGAUGAUGAGCUUCCAGACUAUAUUAUGGUUAUGGUCGCUAAUAAGAAAACCAAAUCUCAGAUGACAGAAGAUCUGUCUUUAUUCUUGGGAACAAACACAGAAAGUUUUACUUCAUGGCUUCAUGGAGUGUUGGAACACCUACAGAAAGUGACAUUUGAAACUAAACAAAAGUUAGGUUUCGUGAGUGAAGAAGAAAAGUCUGAAAAUAGUCAUUGCCCUGAAAAAGCAACAGAAACCACUAAAACAAAAGCAAAAGAUAAAAAUAUCAUAAAGAAAUUUCCAGGAAAUCCUGUUUCAAAUAAAACAGUCAAACCCAAAGAGAAAAAGUCUAAAAGUAAAAAGCCAGUUGUAUGUGAAAGUAUAAACAAACAAGCAGAAACAGUCUAUGAUAAUAACCAGACUGCUGCUUUAAAUUCUACAUCUGAUAUCUCUCCUAAAGAAGAUGAAAGUUUAAAUCAAAAAACAAACAAAAACUCCCAUGUUGCUAGUAGUUCUUCUGGUAAUAUGGAAUCAGAAAAGGAAAAGAAGAAUGAAACAAAAUUAGAAAUUGGAGGGACAUCAAACAUGGACAGCCACUGUGAUGAUAAUAUUUUUACUGAUAAACAAAGACAGAAAACCAUCAAAGGGAAGGAUAUUUGUGAUACACACAUCAAUACUCUAUCAAAUAAAGAUGUCUGUAAAGAAACAGAAAAACCACUAACUACAAAGACUUCAGUAAAAUAUAAUGCCACAAGUGGUGAAGGUUUACUGGACGUUGAAUUGGAUGAAAAUGAUGAGUUUUUAGCACUGAAAGCUGAUCCUGAAACAGAUGAUUUGUUAGCUGAGGAGCUGCAAGAAGACUCCUUCCUCCAAGUUGGAUCUAAGCCAGCUGUUUCAUAUCAGAAAAAAACUGCAACAGUAGCAGCAGUUUCACAUACCAGAUCUUGUAGCCCCAAAAAACACAAUAUUGUUACUCCCAUUCAGAGACAUGAUUCAUCAAAUGUGUUACAGCAUGUCCAGUCUGUCACUCCUAAACAUCCUACUCUCCUUCAAGACAAGUCAAAUAAGUUGCGGUCGCUAAAGAGAGGUACGUUCCCCAGUUCGACAGUUGGAGCAGUUGUACAAAACCCUUCUCGUUUUGUAGAGGAGAAUGAAGAAGAAUAUGAUCCUCGUAAUCCCUCUGUUGGGAGCGUUGCAAGCAUUAUUAAGGUUUCAGAAAGACGUUCCAGUGUACCUUUAUCCAUGCAAGCAAACAAACUACUAAUUUUGAAAGCUGUUGAAGAUGCCAACAGAUCAGUUGCAAAAAACACUCCAAAAUUACCAGCUCGAGUGGAACCUUACCAACCAACUCCAAUCUACCAGUUGAAGGAUAAACAACAAGAAGUUCAACAACGUGUUCCAGUAAAACCCAUUGAUACGAAACUUGUAGUUCAACAACGUGUUCCAGUAAAACCCAUUGAUACGAAACUUGUAGUUCCACAACGUGUUCCAGUAAAACCCAUUGAUACAAAACUUGUAGUUCAACAACAUGUUCCAGUAAAACCCAUGGAUACAAAACUUGUAGUUCAACAACGUGUUCCAGUAAAACCCAUGGAUACAAAACUUGUAGUUCAACAGUGUGUUCCAGUAAAACCCAUGGAUACAAAACUUGUUGAACCUUUAGAAGAAAAACAACUUCUAGAUGAUUAUUUCACCUUGGAAGACCAGUCAGAUGAAGAACCAGUUGUAAGAGAAGCUGUUGAAACUGGUCAGAGUUCUUUUGCAGAAUUUUCAAAUCUGCAGUUACAAGACUAUAAUGAACAAGUGGAUGAAGAUUUGCCCAAAGAAAAAAUAGAUCAAUCUGGAGAUUCUAGAAAAAUCGAAUUCUAUACUACUAGUAACUCAGUAGCAACUGUUAUUCCCCUGAAAAGCCAGAGUAAAUUGACUAUUUCUGGGAAGAUGCCAAUACUGACAACAGUGCCAUCUGGUGGAUCAGCUGUUACCCCAGGAACCAAGAGGAAAAUUCCUAUAAUCUGUGAAGACAGCAGCUUAGAAGACAAGCAAACAAGCCCUAGGUUUGUGGUGACCCUAGAAGGGAUUAGACCUGACCAUUUUGCCAAAAAGAGUAAAGUGAGAAGGACUGUCCUGUCAGGUGAGAAGUCACAAGACUAUGAAGAUGAUAUAGAGCUAGUGACCCUUGAAGAUGAAAUAACUCGAGACAUUCUGAACACUGAUUAUCCUAUGGAAGAAAUUCUGGAAGAAGAAGAAGAAGAAGCAUUUGAUGCUCCCCAAAAGAAACUGAAACUCCGGGAAAGAUGUAAAUAUUGGCCUGGGUGCAAAAAUGGUGAAAAGUGUUCCUAUCAUCACCCCACAGUUCAGUGCAAAGCUUUUCCCAACUGUAAGUUUGGGGAGAAGUGUUUGUACAUUCACCCCAAUUGUAAAUAUGAUGCUGGAUGUACCAGAAAGGACUGUCCAUUUACUCAUGCCAGUAAACGUACAUUUAGUGCUUCAAUCAGUCCUCCUGUAUACAUAGUUUCCAGUCCUAAGGUAUCCACAAAUAAAGCCCCAUGCAGGUUUUUCCCUAAAUGUAAAAAUAUCAACUGUCCAUACUUUCAUCCAAAGUUGUGUAAAUUUGGCAACUUUUGUCGAAAUGCUCAGUGUCCAUUUCUUCACUCACAAGCUCCACCACCUCAGCACUUGAAAUGGACUGCUCCACAGUGUGAGUCAAGUCAUUUAAGUGAAAGAAAGUUUGCAUUGAAAACUUCAACAGAAAGCAUGCCUGUGCAGACUAAGACGGAGGGCUAGCUGUCGGUUCCAGCAUUGUAUACUUACUGCCAAAACAUAUGAACAACUUCAGUUUUAGUCUUAAGUUAUAUAACACAAUAUCUUACAUGGUCUUACAUAGAAUAGCUUGCUCUAAAAAACUAAAGUAUGAGCAUGUUCAUGUAUUUUUUAUUAUACUAAAAUUGCACUUAUUAAAUUUCAAUCAUGUAUCACAGACUCCAGUUUUAUAUUACAUGAAAAUUUGAAACUACUGUGACUGAAGUCAUAAUAAGUUUUUUUGACAGACCAGAGUUAUCCUCACACACCCAGCUUGAGUUUUAUAUUUAAUAUUUCUAAAUAUAGAAAAUUAUUUUUUGAUUUGUUACAACGUUUGUAACCUGUUGUUAUGCAAUUAAUUUAAAAAAUACACAAGUUUUUCCCCCCAAAUUUAAAUGUUUUGCUGCAUUGUUUUUGUAAUAGAAAUAUCUUUGUUUUUUUUUUUUCAUUACUUUAGAGUUGGAGAUCUUAACAAAUUUAUUUUGUACAUAAGGUGAAUGUGUUGAUACUACAUAUGAUAUUGAUUUUCUUUUUGUAUAUUCAUAAGUUCUUAAAAUUCGUGUAAAUCAACAUUUGCAUUAUGCUGUUGAGUUAGGCUGUUAGUGUAAAUAGCCUUGGUAACCAUAGUUGGCUGAUAUUGUAAUUAGCAUUUAGCUGUUUCACUUAGAGUUCUCUUCAUAUGCAGCACAUUGAAUAAAUUGUAAUAACCUAAACCUUGACUGCGAUUUGAUAAUUAUGUGUUUGGUGUGUUUUAAUAUGCUAAAAUGCACAUGUGAGGAGAACUGAAAAACAAAGCUACUGUUUACUCUCUAUUAAAGUAGUAUACGUUGUCUGAAAUAAAUGGGUAGUCAUAAGGGUAAAAAAAAACAUUAUUGUAGUUACUUUAUGGGAUAGGUAAUAUUUAGGAAGAAUUAGUACAGGUUCGUAGAAUGUGAUGUGUUACUAUGUGUUCUAAUGUAAACCAGUACAUUCAAAGUUCAUACAAACUUAUUGAAAUAAACAAAAUAAAAACCU
Limulus polyphemus (Atlantic horseshoe crab) is the source of this 3948-nucleotide messenger RNA. RefSeq names its product zinc finger CCCH domain-containing protein 14-like (gene Nab2). NCBI's taxonomy places the organism in Eukaryota, Metazoa, Arthropoda, Merostomata, Xiphosura, Limulidae. The transcript is spliced from 17 exons. Gene Ontology annotation, biological process: regulation of mRNA stability. Gene Ontology annotation, cellular component: nucleus; cytoplasm. The coding region runs from base 76 to 2919 and encodes 947 amino acids. The record is from RefSeq and is a predicted model, not a curated record. Gene Ontology annotation, molecular function: poly(A) binding; metal ion binding.